Leptinotarsa decemlineata (Colorado potato beetle) is the source of this 1198-nucleotide messenger RNA. RefSeq lists its product as uncharacterized. The record is from RefSeq and is a predicted model, not a curated record. NCBI's taxonomy places the organism in Eukaryota, Metazoa, Arthropoda, Insecta, Coleoptera, Chrysomelidae.
UUGAAAGUUGUCGAAAUUUGGUGUUAUUGAAUCCGAUUAUCUUUUUGAUUUGAAGAAAUUCUUCGUCUCAGUUAUAUCCACAAUCAUGACAAUAAGAAAAAAUAACAAGCCUAAGGUCCAGAAGCAACAAAAUGUAUGUGAAUAUGACCUGUUGGAACAGUACAGUCCUCUCAAAAUCGGAAAAAUUAUUCCUACUAAAACCGAGAAAAAAUCAAAUAUCUUCAAUACGUUUCGACCUAAGCUUGGAGAAUGUUUGGAUUAUAAUAUUUCCGAAACUUUCGUUAAAUGGAAUGUUGGAGAUACAAAAAUCAAUGUGAAACAAACAAAGGCUUCCUAUGUACCAGCUCCACCAGAAGCUAUAAAACCACAAAAAACUAAAAAAGUAGUUAGAUCUCAUAGCGGCCCACCACAGUGGAAAUUCAUAGAUGAGAUUUGGAGGGAAAAGCAGGACCAGUUACAAAUCCAAUCGAAACGUGAAUUCAAGCAGUUUUCAAAUCGGAGGAAGUGUACACAUAAAAAUCAAGCUUCAUCGAUACACAAUUGGAUACUAGGAAUGGUGGGACCAGAGUGGUUUCAAGAACUGUCACCUAAACAACUUAAAACUGCAGAUCAAUUAAAGUACUGCAUGGCACAGGAUUAUAAGGAUAAUACCAUAAUUCAAACAAAAGAAAACAUCGGAAGCCUGGGACUGGUUCCCAGACCCAAGUCAAAACAUAUUCUGUUAGCUUUAAAUUUAUGUUGUGGAAUUGAUGUAGAAUUUUUACUGAGUUUAUAUCAAUUGAUAGAUCCUAAUAGAAGCGAGUAUUCUAUAAAUGAUAGAUUGCUACUUUCAGCUGUUGUUCAUUUGACAAUGACGGAAACAUUAAGAGAGCUACACAUUAGAAUACCAUCACCACCUAGAAAAAAAAUAGGUAGUUCUAAAGGUUUUGAAAAGCCUGAGAAGAAAAGGUAUAAGUCUCCUUAUUUGGUACCUUUCACAUUCAAACCAGAACCUCCAAAAUAUUCAGGAGUUUAUGAAAAUAAACAUUUUCAGUAUCCCCAAAACCCCUACUUUUCAUAUAUCGAUGAAUUGUAUCAAGAGAAGCAGUUUACUGAAAAUAUUCUUUCUGUCAAUGUUGCAGAGAAAGAUUCAGGUAUUCCAUGUUUUCUGUUGAUUGUUGGACUAUUCAUAAAUCUAUUUUGAGACAGAGACACAGAA